This is a messenger RNA of Tachysurus fulvidraco (yellow catfish), 2934 nucleotides long. RefSeq names its product zinc finger protein ZFP2. NCBI's taxonomy places the organism in Eukaryota, Metazoa, Chordata, Actinopteri, Siluriformes, Bagridae. Gene Ontology annotation, biological process: regulation of transcription by RNA polymerase II. Gene Ontology annotation, molecular function: DNA-binding transcription factor activity; RNA polymerase II cis-regulatory region sequence-specific DNA binding. The coding region runs from base 172 to 2118 and encodes 648 amino acids. The transcript is spliced from 8 exons. The record is from RefSeq and is a predicted model, not a curated record.
AUUGACCCCUGAACAAUAGCCAUGCUAGCUUGUCAGCUAGUACAUUUCCACCCUUAAUUUCCGUUCUGUCUUGUAUUGUCAUAACCGUUUCUGUUAUGAUAAGGACAUGCACUAAGGCAGAUAUAUACUCUGAUAACAAAGAACUGAAGUUAGGAAACAGCAGGCCAUAGUAUGGCUGGGAUUAAAGAUGCAUAUCAACUUAUAGACCCUGUAACGCUGAGUCUUCGAGAAGAAAGCAGCACAUCCCAGUUUUACUGCAGCUCUGCCAAGGGAUUUCACCCUCAUUUGUCCACUUUGGUGGAGGCCUUUUUGGUUGAGGUGUUUCGCUGCCGAGUGUGCCAGUUUACCAGCAGUCUGAAGACUAGCAUCUGCAGUCACAUCACCGAAAGCCAUUCUUCAACAUUAUCAUCACCAUUAUGUCACAACCUCUCCUGCCAGGAGAAGGAGGAGGAGGAGAGCUUGACCGAGCUUGACCAAAAUGCCUCUCCUUAUGAUCUGCAUUCUGGCUCCAAAAAUGGUGAGGACCACAUGGACAUGGACCGCAUGUUCCUGCUCCCAAUGUAUGGCAUUUUGCAGAACAUCAGCUCACCACCAUGCGAUAUCAGUUUGAGUGCCAAUUCCGACAGCAACCUUCAUGUGGCCCAGACGUGUGAGGUGAGCACUUUGUUUGAUGAAGACAGACACAGUGAUGAAGAGAAUGUCUUUCAGCUGGAGGAUUCCAGCCACGGACUCCAGGGGCCUCUUUCUGCUGAUAUCACCUGUGCUGAUGAUGAAGAAAUGGCACAGUCGGCUCAUUUAAUGACUCUUGGCUUGUGCAGAAUCUCUAGUGCCAAAUGUCCCUCUCAGCCUGUCCCCCUGUCUGUUCCUUCAGGUGGACAAGAUGUCUUAGAGACUUCCCUGGAAGACAAGCAGCCCCUUUUGACCACAUCUGAAACACAAAAGCAGGCUGAAGAGGAAAUGGGGCUUUCUUGUGUGUUUUGUCAGGCAGUCUUGGCUAAUCAUAGCCUCUUAGAGGUGCACUUGAAAUGCCAUGACGGUGAACAGGGGUUCAAAUGCCCACGCUGUGGCUGGGCAGCAGGAGACUGGGCCGAUAUGGAGUGCCACUGGAAGAGCCAUGCAAGAAGGAAGAGGUCUAAACACCACAAGUGUUCUUUUUGUUCCCGAAUGUUCAGAAGAGCAAACUUAUGUGACGCUCACCAGAAGAGGCAUAACCAAGCUCGGACGAAAUCUUCUCAGAAACAGUGCUUACUAUGCUUUAAGUGGUGCCGCUCGGGGCAGGAGUGGGAGGUACACCAGCGCUGCCACUUUCAGGGAGGCUUUAAGUGCUUGUAUUGCGAUUUCACAGAAAAAGCUUGGAAGAAGACGUACAAGCACAUUCUUCAUCAGCACACCCAGACCGAUGGAGAUUUACACCACGACGUUUCCUACAACGUAUCAUCAUCCUCCCUAAAGUUUGGUGCUCCAUUGACAAACAGUUACUCCAAACGCCUGGGUGAUGUGCAGGUGGAGUCAUGGAGACAUGCAACAAAGAUGAGUGAGGUUGUAGAAAAGAAGAAAAGUGACAAAGACAAAAAAGACUAUGCAACGGUCACCGAGCAGGAGAUAAGUGUGGGAUUAAAGACCCCUAAACGGAAAGACUUCUGCUGCAUGCUGUGUGAUAAAAAAUUUUCCACCAAGCUGACCAUGCGGCGUCACAUGGAUAUUCAUCGUGGGGAGAAGCCUUAUCAGUGCCUUCGCUGUCACUACAGUACCAGACUGAAAGCCUCGCUCAUCCAGCACAUGCGUGUCCACACAGGUGAAAAGCCUUACAAGUGUCCCCAGUGUCCAUACGCCUCCAUCGACAGGAGCUCUCUGAGACGACACUCGCGGACACAUACUCAGGAAAAGCCCUACCGCUGCCAGUACUGCCCCUACAGCUGCAUCCAAAAGAAAAGUUUGGACCUCCACUCACGGCGGCAUCACACAGGAGAGUCAUUCCCUUGCCCACUGUGCCAGUAUUCAACACCGGACCGACAACUGUUGCUGCGCCACACACGCAAACACCACACCACUGAGAACACUUCUGUGCUCAGGACAAGGAGUGCACCGCCUUCUAAAAGAGCUCGAAAGUCCAAAUAACACAGGCUACAGUGUUAGGACUGCAGUGAUUAGGAAAAAAUUGUGGAAAAUACCUUCGAUUACUUAACCAAUGACAAAUCUAAGUGUCUAUUUUUGUGUGGAAUGUAAUACCAGGUGUAGCCGUUGGGGGCAGCAGUAGUGCUGGGACUUGUACUGUACUACACAGGGCUAUCAUGCACAGACUUUAAAACAGAUCGAAAGAUUUUAUUUGCAACAUAUAGGUUUCUUGAUUAUCUAAGAAGCUCAUCAGAGCAAAUGUGAGAAAAGGUUUAUGUGGACAUGACAAUUUUGAUACACAAUUUUGAUAUAUAUAGAGUGAAUGAGUGAGUGAGUGAGAGUGUGUGUGUGUUUAGCAAUUUCAUUGAUUAUUGAAGCCAGUUAUGUUAUUUUGUGAUUUAAUAUAGUUGGGAUUAAGAGGGAGAGAAAAAUCUGUUUAAAUCCACAAAUGUAAAAAAAUUCACACUCCAUCUCCUGUUAUUUAAUAGAAAUAUCAAAUUCUUUUUCUGUAAUUUAAAUUGGUUGUUAUUAUAACAGGGAAUAAUCGUUACAGAUUACUGCUAGGAAAACUCAGUAGAGUAAGAUAUUAAAAAAUAUGUCAUUUAUCCAAAAAUAUUUUGCUUAUUUAUUACACACGUAAUUGAAUAUUUAAGUAUAAUUUUUUUCAUCCCGACAGACUACUAUUAAAAUAUUUGCACUUCCAAGUGGACUUGUUUAAGCAAUGUGAUUGUUGUGAAAUAUCAUUUUUAAUGCAUUUUUAUCUUUUGGAAUAAGAAUAAUCAUAUGAUAAGAGUAAAAAGAAUUAUUUUAUGAGAAAUA